This is a messenger RNA of Magnolia sinica, 1747 nucleotides long. RefSeq lists its product as uncharacterized. Gene Ontology annotation, molecular function: lipid binding. Lineage: Eukaryota; Viridiplantae; Streptophyta; Magnoliopsida; Magnoliales; Magnoliaceae. The transcript has 6 exons. The record is from RefSeq and is a predicted model, not a curated record. Bases 159 to 1472 code for a protein of 437 amino acids.
UCGCCGAGUCUCUGAUUCAGGCGCCGAACCUCGUCGAUCUCUCUCUCUCUCUCUCUCUCGCUCUCUCUCUCUCUCUCUCUUCUCGAGAGAUCCAUGUGGUUCGAUUGCCAAUUCCAUUCAUAGGAUUUAUAUAUAUAUAUUGAAAAAGAGGAAAAAAAAUGGAAGAAAUUUAUGGCGAUCUCAUGCAAUUCAUGAGAAAGCCGGCGAUCUUUGAAGCAUUUGUCGACAUCUUGCUUUGUGCAGUUCCGAUCUGGGUCGCCGUCAUGAUCGGUCUCGUCAUCGGGUGGUCUUGGCGCCCUCGCUGGACCGGUCUCAUCUUUUUGGGCCUCCGGAGCCGGUUCCGGUUCAUCUGGACCGCCCCGCCUGGCCUCGGAGCCCGUCGUCUCUGGCUUGCAUUCACUGCCCUUUCCGCAUUCUCUGUCUGCCGGAAGCUCUGGUCGAAUUUUAAAGAGAAGGGCGAGGAGGCAUCGCCGGCUGCUGAGUCGGCAGCAACGGGGAUUGUGCAGUCGGGAGAAUUGUGUGCCGGUGUCAGCACAACUAGUGAAGCUACAGCUAGCGAGCAAGAUAUGGUCACACAGAAAGACUUGGAGCAUCUACUGCAUCUCCUAGAUGGUAAAGUUGGAGAAUCGACAUGGCAAAAUUUGAUGGAACGCUCCACCCCUAACAUGUUAUACCAAGCUUGGCGUCAUGAACCUGAGGUGGGCCCCACAAUAUACCGCAGCAGAACCAUUUUUGAGGAUGCAACUCCAGAGUUGGUUAGAGAUUUCUUCUGGGAUGAUGAUUUUCGAGCCAAAUGGGAUCACAUGCUUGCGUACUUUAAACUUUUGGAGGAAUGCCCUCUUAUAGGGAUGACAAUUGUUCACUGGAUAAAGAAGUUCCCUUUUUUCUGCAGUGAUCGAGAAUAUAUCAUUGGUCGACGAAUAUGGGAAUCUGGGAAGACAUUUUACUGUGUGACAAAGGGGGUUCCAUAUCCAGCACUACAAAAGCAUGACAAGCCAAGGCGUGUGGAACUUUAUUUCUCGAGCUGGCGCAUCAGGGCCAUGGAAUCUCGUAAAGGGGACAGACAGUUAUCUGCAUGUGAGGUGUCCCUCGUCCAUUAUGAAGACAUGGGAAUCCCUAAAGAUGUAGCAAAUGUUGGCGUCCGUCAUGGGAUGUGGGGGGCCGUUAAGAAAUUACAGUCUGGCAUGAGAGCUUACCAACUUGCGAGAAAGUCAGAAGCCUCACUAUCUCCAAGCGCGCUGUCGGCAAGGAUAACCACUAAGAUUUCUGUUGAUGAUGGCAUCGAUUCUCCAGACCCAGCAUCCGGGAUGGAAGGAAAAGGUCAAGCAUUGGAUUUGCACAGGGAAGAUCAAGGUGUCCAGUGGAAAUGGGUGGUUAUAGGUGGGACGGUUGCUCUCGUCUGUGGACUUCAAACAGGUAUCAUCGGUAGAGCCUUGUUGCUUGGUGCAGCACAGAGGAUCGCACGAAGGUAGGCAAGUUUUUGUUAUCUUUCAGUCCAUGGGAGUCAUGGAUCUCUGAUCAUAACAUCUUCAAUGCAUGGAUUGUUGUGAAUGGGAGAUGAGCCUGCAUACAUAAAUCUAUAUUUACAUAUAAUUCUUUUCAAGUGAGAUUUGGAUCACUAAGUCAUGGCCCUCUGUUUGUAAACCAACCGAACUUGUUUGUCAUGUUUAGCAUCCUACCUUAUUAACAUGGUGUGUAUGCACAUGCCCACCAUCCAUUUUCAUAGAAGUGGUGGGAAGUUCCAUAA